CGAAUCUCUACCUAUAAAACAACCCGUCUUGGUCGACAGUGGCACAUAGCGUUUCUCCGUCAUCGUGGUGAGUUACCUUCGAUAACGAGGACAGGACAUCGCCGUAGAGAUCGAAGACGAAACGAUAGAAGACACUCGAAACGACAUGUCGGGCCAAUCCACUUACGUACUUAUGCUAUUGUCCAUCAUCUUUGUAUCGAGCAGCUUCGCGAAUCCUUUCAUCAGACAGCGUGAAGACGUGGGACAAGCUUGCGAAGGAUGUGGAUAUGAUUGCGAUAAGUGCAAGUAUGGUUUCACGAUAUCGGAUCUUUGUGGUGUUCAUGUAUGCAAAAGGGGUCCUGGUGAGAUUUGCGGAGGACCAAGUGACUCAUGGGGAGUUUGCGGCGCUGGAUUAAUUUGCAGUUGCAACAAGUGUAUUGGUUGUAGUAUAGAGGAACUCGAAUGUUAUUCGCAUACUUGCCCGCCUCAUCUCAGUUUGGAGACACGUCAUUCCGAUGCAUAUUAUCGCUUUCCUACAGCUAAAUAAAGGGCGAGUCGAUCUGGAUUUCGGAGAACGAGAGAGUGUGUAGGAUGAAGAAGAGACAGGAAGCUAGAGAGGGAAAGAGAGAGAGAGGGUUAAUACAUUCCAACGAUUGAUCUCAUCAUAGUUGAUUAGAUAGAUUUCGUAUAGUUCGAUUGUUUUUAAUAAUUUUGUUGCCUUCUAUCCGACUGUUUGUCUAUCGGUUUAUUGUUUGUGAUGUUUUAAAAAGAGUUCCAAGAAAAAAAAGAAAGAAUAGAAGAGAACGGAUUGGAAAAAACUACGAUCUCGUUAAACGUAUUAUCUGUUAUCGAUUAUGGUUAACAGAGCGAUAAGACUCGAAUAGUUUUUAAGAUUUUACUUAAUUUUAUUAUUUCGUCCCACGACAUAUAUGAUAAAUAGCAAAUUAUACUUAUCGAUCGGUUUAAGGAUAAAACGCAAGCACGCACUCUCAUGCGUCUCUCCGUUCUGCUGAGACUAGAAUAGAUCUAUAUAUCUAGUUAUAUUAAAAGUAUUAAAUCAAUCGUAACUGGGCUGUGAGUUGCAUUUCUUAUCGGAACAGACGCGAGUCAUCGCCUUGACCUGAUUUUUAUGUUACGAAUAUUUCGUAGCUUCUCGCGAAAUAUUCGAAGGGCGAGGUUUUCCCGCGAUUCAAGUUAACGAUGAGAAAUCAUGUUCUUUUCACGGAACGUACUAAUAUGUGCACUUGUAACAUUCUUCUUUUAUUUAAAUACAAUUAACGUAGUUAGGCUAUUUUUAAUUUUUCGUCUUUGGCUAAAUAAAUAUUUAUUUGCUCAAAAUAACAA
Vespa crabro (European hornet) is the source of this 1323-nucleotide messenger RNA. It is a transcript of the gene Qbp-1, whose product is annotated as neuroparsin-A-like. The transcript has 4 exons. The record is from RefSeq and is a predicted model, not a curated record. NCBI's taxonomy places the organism in Eukaryota, Metazoa, Arthropoda, Insecta, Hymenoptera, Vespidae. Bases 146 to 526 code for a protein of 126 amino acids.